Messenger RNA from Cornus florida, 1854 nucleotides. Its product is annotated as probable sugar phosphate/phosphate translocator At3g17430. The record is from RefSeq and is a predicted model, not a curated record. Gene Ontology annotation, cellular component: trans-Golgi network; Golgi apparatus; endosome. The transcript has 10 exons. Lineage: Eukaryota; Viridiplantae; Streptophyta; Magnoliopsida; Cornales; Cornaceae. Gene Ontology annotation, molecular function: antiporter activity. The coding region runs from base 512 to 1636 and encodes 374 amino acids.
CAGUUUAGAACACUCAUUCUUCUCUCUUCCCUUCUCGUUAAACGGACGAUUUCCAUAACCCGAGAACACUGAAUAUCAUUAUUAUUGCUAUAUCCUUUUCAAUCAAACAUUAUUAUAUAGAUUUAUAUAUGUAUAUGUAUAUUUAUAUAUACAUAUGAUAUAUAUAUAUAUACACAUUCAUACCCUUAAUUUUUUAAGCUGCAAACUCACUCCGAUCUGAAUCACACGCAUGUAUCGUUGGCCACAUUCCUCACUGUCGAGACAAAUCUCUUCUGUUAAGCUGAAAACUCACUCCGAUCUGUAUCUGCAAACGUAGGCUUCUUUGAAAUCCACCAUUUACAAAUCCUGAAGAUCAGAUUUUCGGCUCUAUCUUCGACCCCAUCUCAAGGUGGGGGCCUUCUGAAGUAGUCUUUAUUAUUUAUGAUUUUACGUAGGGGCUUAAUUUACAGAAGCCUGGCAAGCUAAAAUUUGCCAACAAAAAGGGUGCCGAUCAGAAUACAACGAAGACACAAUGAUAAGCAAACAGCUCUUUUUGACCUAUCUGUACCUCCUAGUUUAUAUAUUGCUUUCAUCAGGAGUUAUUUUGUACAACAAGUGGGUCCUCUCUCCUAAAUACUUCAAUUUUCCGUUUCCAAUAACACUUACUAUGAUUCAUAUGGGAUUUUCUGGCAUGGUGGCAUUCCUUCUUAUCCGUGUUCUGAAGGUAGUAUCACCUGUAAAAAUGACAUUUGACAUAUAUGUGACUUGUGUGAUUCCCAUAAGUGCCUUCUUUGCGUCAAGCCUAUGGUUUGGGAACACUGCUUAUUUGUUCAUUUCUGUGGCAUUCAUCCAGAUGCUGAAAGCCCUAAUGCCAGUGGCAACAUUUCUAGUGGCUGUUUUUUGUGGCACUGACAAAUUACGGUGUGAUGUGUUCUUGAACAUGGUGUUGGUCAGUGUUGGAGUUGUCAUUUCCUCGUAUGGGGAAAUUCACUUCAAUGUAGUGGGUACAGUCUACCAGGUUACUGGAAUUUUUGCUGAAGCUCUUAGGCUGGUUUUAACUCAAAUUCUUCUUCAGAAGAAGGGCCUAACGCUUAAUCCUAUCACCAGUUUAUAUUACAUAGCACCAUGCAGUUUCCUGUUUCUCUUUGUUCCUUGGUAUCUACUGGAGAAGCCUGGAAUGGAAGUUUCCCAGAUCCAGUUCAAUUUCUGGAUAUUUUUCUCGAAUGCCCUUUGUGCUCUGGCAUUGAAUUUCUCAAUUUUCUUAGUAAUUGGUAGAACUGGAGCAGUGACGAUUCGAGUUGCUGGUGUUUUAAAAGACUGGAUACUCAUUGCCCUUUCAACUGUUAUAUUUCCCGAGUCAACAAUUACCGGGCUUAACAUUAUCGGCUAUGCAAUUGCUGUAUGUGGUGUUGUCAUGUACAACUACUUGAAGAUCAAGGAUGUGCGAGCAUCCCAGCUUCCUGUGGAAAGUAUUCCAGCAAAGGAUCUGAAGACAGAGAGGAAGUCAUCCGAUGUUUAUGUACCAGAAGAUUUCAUGAAUGGUGGAAAGAAAGGAUGGAAUGAUUCUGCUCCUGAUGUAAUUGUAGAUGAAGAAGCGCCUUUAAUUCCUUCCUCAAGGGUGUCUUAUCUUGGGCGAAGCCAGCUUAGCAGUCAUUAAGAAUGAAUGAUCAAGGAUGAUAGUUCAAACAUAAUCAAUCUUUCUUAGCACAUUCAGUUCGUUAACUAUAGUUUUUAUUCCAUUUGUUGUAAGGAAAGAAAUGACAGAUGAAAUCACUUAGUAACUACAAGAUUGAAGUGUACACAAUUGUUCUAUUUGUGAAGAAUUGACAGUUGUUUCAAGAGCAUAUAUGUGAUGUCAUUAUUUGUAUUGUGAUU